AUGCCUACCCCAGUCAAUGCCGAGCAGAUCCUGAAGGACGUCAACCUUCUUGGGAAGCUCAACGACAAGACUCGCCAGGUCUUCUCCAAGGAAGCUACCAUCUUCCUUGCUGUCCUCCACCGCACAUUCAACGCACGCCGCAAGGCACUUCUUGAGCGUCGUCAGAUCCGCCAGCAGGAGCUCGACAAGGGCACACAGCUUGACUUCCUCCCCGAGACCGCACACAUUCGCCAGAAUGAUGCAUGGCGAGCAGCUCCACCAGCACCUGGCCUGGUGGACCGAAGACUUGAGAUUACUGGCCCUACCGACAGGAAGAUGGUUGUCAACGCAUUGAACGCCGACGUCUGGACGUACAUGGCCGACUUCGAAGACUCCAAUGCUCCAACAUGGGACAACAUGAUCAACGGCCAGCUGAACCUCUACGAUGCCAUUCGAAAGCAGGUCGACUUCAAGAUUGGCGACAAGGCAUACAAGCUUCGUACAGACCGUCCUCUCCCCACACUCAUCGCUCGUGCCCGCGGCUGGCAUUUGGAGGAGAAGCACUUCACCGUUGACGGCGAGCCAAUUUCCGGUGGUCUCUUCGACUUUGGCUUGUACUUCUUCAACAACGCGAAAGAGCUGGUGAAGCGUGGAGCUGGUCCAUACUUUUACCUGCCAAAGAUGGAGAGUCACCUGGAAGCGAGACUGUGGAACGAUGUAUUCAACCUCGCACAGGACUACAUUGGCAUGCCUCGAGGUACCAUCCGUGGAACCGUCUUGAUCGAGACUAUUCCUGCUGCAUUCGAGAUGGACGAGAUCAUCUACGAGCUCCGUGACCACUCCUCUGGCCUCAACUGUGGUCGAUGGGAUUACAUCUUCUCGGUCAUCAAGCGCCACCGCAACAACAGCCAAUUUGUGCUGCCAGACCGAUCCGCUGUCACCAUGACUGCACCUUUCAUGGAUGCAUACGUUCGCCUGCUCAUCAAGACAUGCCAUCGUCGUGGCGUUCACGCCAUGGGUGGUAUGGCUGCUCAGAUUCCAAUCAAGAACGACGAAGCUGCCAACAAAAAAGCCAUGGACGGUGUCCGCGCUGACAAGCUUCGUGAGGUUCGUGCAGGACACGACGGAACCUGGGUGGCACACCCUGCGCUUGCUCAGAUCGCCGGCGAGGUUUUCAACGAGCACAUGCCCACGCCAAACCAGCUUCACGUCCGAAGAGAGGAUGUGCAGGUCAACGCCAACGACUUGCUGAACAUGAACGUUCCCGGCAGCAUCACCGAGGAUGGAAUCCGCAAGAACUUGAACAUUGGUCUCGGAUACAUGGAGGGCUGGCUCCGUGGAGUCGGUUGCGUGCCAAUCAACUUCUUGAUGGAAGAUGCCGCUACCGCCGAAGUCUCUCGAUCGCAGCUCUGGCAAUGGGUCAAGCACGGCGUUUCGACCAGCGAGGGCAAGAAGAUUGACAAGCAAUACUCGCUCAAGCUUCUGUACGAGCAGGCAGCUGAGCUUGAGAAGGGCGCUGGCAAGGGGAACAAGUACCAGCUUGCGGCCAAGUACUUUGCUACGCAGGUGACCGGCGAGGACUACGCCGAAUUUCUGACAACACUCUUGUAUAACGAGAUCACCGCUGCAGGUGACAAGACUCCAGCAGCCAAGUUGUAG
This is a messenger RNA of Ramularia collo-cygni, 1638 nucleotides long. Its product is annotated as probable malate synthase. Gene Ontology annotation, cellular component: peroxisomal matrix; cytoplasm. Bases 1 to 1638 code for a protein of 545 amino acids. Lineage: Eukaryota; Fungi; Ascomycota; Dothideomycetes; Mycosphaerellales; Mycosphaerellaceae. Gene Ontology annotation, biological process: glyoxylate cycle. The record is from RefSeq and is a predicted model, not a curated record. Gene Ontology annotation, molecular function: malate synthase activity. The transcript is spliced from 4 exons.